UCCUCGACGAUUGGACUGUAACUCCUCGGUAGUCCCUACCAGCGUGAAGCGAGCUGAGAUUUUCCGGCGGAGCUCUGCAGUUCCCGCUCGCCGCCGUCGAAUCAUCUUCCCGGCCAUGUCUUCUUCCGAAUCGGAAAUUCAAGGCUUCGACGUCCUCUCCGACCUCGACCUCGACCACAGCCUCGACCUCGACCUCGACCUCGACCUCGACGACCACCUCGGCGUCGUCGACGCGCCUCGCCACUCCGACCAAGACCACGCCCUCGACGUCACCUCCGACCUUUCGGACGAUGAGGGACGCCCGGGGUUCGAUCGCCCCGAGGGGCCCUCCGCGCCUUCUCCGUCGUCCCGGGGGGCCGACUCGACGGGCGGCGGAGUCGAGGCCAUCGGAAUCGACUUGGGCUCGGACUGGGGGUCGGGCUCCGAGCCUUCGGACUCGGUCUCGUCGGAUUCGCUGCUCGAUGUGAGGGAAGAGUUCGAUUGGGAAGAGACGGUCGGAGGAGCGAUCGGCGGGAUCGAGCAAGCGACGGCGUCGAGCGAGCAGGGAUUGCGAGACCCCGAUCGGGAGUUCUCGUUCAGUUUCUACUCGGAAGGUUCGGGCGUAAACCCUAAUUGGGAUUCGGAUCCUGUGUUUGUAAUCCGCGGUGACCGCGUCGAUCCCGACGAGAGGUUCGCGGCGGCGGCGGCGGCGGCGGCGGCGCGGCGGAUUCGGAGGAAUGAGAUCAUCAGAAGAGGCGAUUCGCCGGCGGCGUCGACAAGAGUCGUGGAGGGCCUGCCUCUGAUUACCGUGAGCGAAGAGGGAUUGGGAGAUGGUGAUGGGGUUUGUGCAGUUUGCAAGGACAAGUUCGUGCAGGGGGAGAAGCUGAGGGUGUUGCCUUGCGUGCAUCGUUACCAUCAAGACUGCAUCUUGCCAUGGUUGAGCAUGCGUAACACAUGCCCGGUUUGCCGGUUUGAGUUGCCCAGAGAUGACUCGAGGCCGGGAAUCCAGAGAACUGUGAGGGAUGGAGCUAUGAGUGGGGGAGGACUGCACAGUGAUACGCCAAUUUGAGAUGUGCACAUUACAUGGAAACACAGUGUAAUUGAUGAAUGAUCUGAAUGGCGAUUAUCAUCAAGCUUUUUAUUGGUUCAGUGAUGAUUGUUUCCAAGAAAUGAUGUGAUUUUUCCAGAGUAGCAUGUAUUCUAAAGUUUCAUCCGGAUAUGGUGCCUCUUUGUAUAUAGCCUAAGUUGUAUUACAGUUGACUGGUAACAUGUCUCUGAGGUUCUUCCUAAGUACAAUGUACAAUUGAUAUUUUCUUUAGCAGCUUAUAACCACCAUUUUGCGAA
This is a messenger RNA of Eucalyptus grandis, 1323 nucleotides long. Its product is annotated as E3 ubiquitin-protein ligase RLIM. The record is from RefSeq and is a predicted model, not a curated record. Bases 116 to 1048 code for a protein of 310 amino acids. The transcript has a single exon. Lineage: Eukaryota; Viridiplantae; Streptophyta; Magnoliopsida; Myrtales; Myrtaceae.